This is a messenger RNA of Juglans microcarpa x Juglans regia, 1387 nucleotides long. Its product is annotated as methyl-CpG-binding domain-containing protein 11-like. The transcript has 3 exons. The record is from RefSeq and is a predicted model, not a curated record. Gene Ontology annotation, molecular function: DNA binding. Lineage: Eukaryota; Viridiplantae; Streptophyta; Magnoliopsida; Fagales; Juglandaceae. Bases 223 to 1044 code for a protein of 273 amino acids.
UAUAGCGAGAUAGACUAGGUUCGGUUUCGGUUGUUCGGUUUUGCAGGUGAAGAUGGAGAAGGAAGCACAAAUCGGAGCCCAAGAGGAGGAGGUUCUUUCCUUGGAGCUCCCAGCUCCUCUUUCUUGGAAGAAAUUGCUUCACCACUUCUGCUUAGUCAACCAGUGUUAACUCCUUCAAGUAACAUGAUCUGAAGUCAGAAACAGACCCCCAUCAUUGCUCUUAUGUUCUUACCCAAGAAAGGGGGUACACCAAGGAAGAAUGAGAUCAUGUUUGUGGCUCCUACUGGAGAGGAGAUCAACAACAAAAAACAACUGGAGCAGUACCUAAAAUCACACCCUGGUAAUCCUUCAAUAUCAGAGUUUGAUUGGGGUACUGGUGAGACUCCUAGAAGAUCUGCACGAAUCAGCGAAAAGGUCAAGGCAACUCCGCCAUCAGAGGGUGAGUCCCCAAGGAAGCGCGGCCGAAAAUCAUUGGGGAUAAAGAAGGACAACAAAGAAUUGGAAGGUGCUUCAGAAGAAAAUGAAGGUACUAAGGAAAUUCAAAUGCAAGAUGCGGAGGUAGCUGGGAAAGAAGAUGCAGAAACUGAGAAGGAGAAAGAUGUUUCCAAGGAAGCUCCAGCUGACAAUGGAGAUAAAACACAAAAAGAAAAUGGAGAUGAACUCCAGAUCAGUGCUGAGGAAAGCAAGAAUGAGGAAGUGCCUAGUGCUGAUAAAACCCAAGCUGAGGUUAAUGUCAAGCAUCUAGAUGUUGUAGCAGCAGCAGAUGAAAAGAUUGCUGGAGAAGAUGUUACUACAGACGCAACUAAAAGUGAUAAGGGAGAGGACAAUGUGGAAAAGGUGCCACAAGCUGAAACACAGAAAACAAACGGUACAAGUGACAAGAAACAGGAUGACCCAGAAGCAAAUGGGGGAGCAAAGCAAGAUAAUCCUUGCGGAAUUGCAGAACCCAAGGGAGAGAUCAAUGAGAAACAAGCUUUGUCCGAGAAUGAUGGAAAAUCUAAUGUUGAGACUGAUGAGAAAGUCAAGAAAAAUGAUGGGAGGUGAUUGAAAAUGCUAAGGUUAAGGAAGUGGGGCCAGCUGAUGCCCCCCACCGACCUUCACCCUCCACUGUGAGCUGCUGAACGUGCCGUCCUGCCUUCUUUUGCAGUUAGUCCCGUAACACCUCGUCUGUCCUUUCUUUUAGGUUUCCUAACUUUGGGAUUCCUCAGAAUAGCUCUAAUAUUAGUGUUGGUUGAGUGCUAGAUUUGAUUGUAUGUAGGGGAGGGAAUGAAGCUGUAAGAUGGUAGAAUAGAUUUUAGAUUCUGCAGCUUUUGUUACAAUAUGGAGGAACUUAGACUUGACUGUAAGACCAUAUUCGUUGACAUCAUGGUUGGUAGUUUAGAUUUGA